AUGGAGAAGCUCCGAAGGUGUUACCGUUCAGAGAUCCAGCGUGCCGCUCCAUAUGAUGGCCCUCGCCGGAUCUCCUCAUCCUGGGUCCACUUCCAGAGCAUGCACUCCAUGGAGAAGGGCCCCAACCGCUUCCCGUCUUCCUCUGAUGACGAACCACAAGGAGAAGAGGAUCACGAGAAUAGCAUCACACGCAUUAACGAUGCACUCAACAAUAAUUACAGUCAUCAGAAAGGUAAUUUUAGUAAUCAAGGGCUAAUGGGUAAUGGGACGACUAGUGGUUUUCGGAUCAAAAUUCCUGGUAAGGCAAGUGCAGGUGAUAUUGCCAAGAAAAAGAAAGGGGAUAAUGGGAUGGACGAGGUGCUGGCUGCGAUAGAGACAUUAGGAGAGUGGUUUGUGAGAAUAGAAAAAGUCAAGAUGGAUAUGACGCACGAGGUGAAGCAGAUGCGAAUGCAGAUGGAGUUGAAGAGGAUUGAGAUGAUACUUGAGUCGCAACAGAGGAUUGUGGAGGCCUUUGCUAAUGCAAUUUCAAAUAGGAAACCUAAGAAGGCAAAGAAAAUGCCAAUGUCUGACUGCUAA
Messenger RNA from Fraxinus pennsylvanica, 576 nucleotides. NCBI's taxonomy places the organism in Eukaryota, Viridiplantae, Streptophyta, Magnoliopsida, Lamiales, Oleaceae. The record is from the annotation of a GenBank genome assembly.